Messenger RNA from Panicum virgatum (switchgrass), 1267 nucleotides. RefSeq names its product protein PYRICULARIA ORYZAE RESISTANCE 21-like. Lineage: Eukaryota; Viridiplantae; Streptophyta; Magnoliopsida; Poales; Poaceae. Gene Ontology annotation, biological process: regulation of defense response to fungus. The record is from RefSeq and is a predicted model, not a curated record. The transcript has 3 exons. The coding region runs from base 257 to 895 and encodes 212 amino acids.
AUGGGCCAUGGCUGCUGCUAUUCAAGUCUUCUACUCUCUCACCCUGCUUUUGGCGUCGCCACGGCACCUCCGGGAUGAGAUCGAGUCAGAUGACGUGGGAGGCGGGAGGGGGUGCUGGCUAGCUGCCUGUUGACGCCACACCUCCACCUCCUCUUCCUGUCCUCUCCCCCUGUUUCCACCACCUACCUCUUCUUCUUCUUUCCUCCUCCGCCGCCUGCCUGGCUCGCAUUGGCGGGCGCCGGUCGGCGGAACCAAGAUGCCGACCAUCAAAAUCAAGGUGGACCUGGAAUGCUGCCGCUGCUACACCAAGAUCCAGAAGGUGCUCACCAGGAUCCAAGAAAAGGGUGAGUUCUGCAUCGACGACAUCGAGUACGACGAGAAGAACAACAAGGUGAUCGUCACGGGGCCCUUCGACCCGGACAAGCUCGCCGACAAGCUCUGCUGCAAGGCCUGCAAGAUCAUCAAGGAGAUCGAGAUCGUGGAGCCCCCGCCCCCUCCGCCGCCCAAGAAGGAGGAGCCGAAGCCCCCGCCGCCGAAGCCGAAAGAGGAGCCGGCCCCGCCGCCGCCAGCGAAGGUCGACCCCCCACCGCCCCCGCCGCCCAAGGAGAAGCCGCCGCCGCCAAAGGUGGUGGAGGUCCCCUACCCUUGGCCGUACCCGUACCCGUUCCCGGCGUGGCCGUCCGAGUGCUGCUGCCACCACGGGCACGGCGGGUGCCACUGCUGCUCCUGCGGCAAGGCCCCCGAGGCCCCGCCGCCGCCGCCGCCGCCGCCGCAGCCGCAGUACAUCCCGAUGCCGCAGUACGUGCCGCAGCCGUACCCGUGCAACCCCUGCGGCGGCGGCGGCUACCGGAUCGUCUGCGAGGAGGACCCCUCCUACGCCUGCGCCAUCAUGUGAUCAUCAACAUCCCAAUUCCCAACCAGAGCAUUACUGAUUAGCGUCGCGUGCCCUUAAUUACCACCCUACCCCCACCACCACCACCAGUGCCGUCCCACCAAUCAUGCAUGCCUCCGUCCUGUACAAGCCAUCCAUCACCGUACAGAUUCAUACUCCGUAUACCGUAUACUAUACAUACUAUACUAGCACCGUGUAUACCGUAUCCUUGUCAUCUAUACUGCAAAUAUACUAUAUAUUCUGCUUCGUUUCAUGUUAGGGCAAGUGAGAGAAUAAAAUCAAGCAAUGCUGUUGAUUCUGUGUAAAAAGAACAAGGGUGGGAACGAAAGAGAGUUCAUCUGUUCAAGGCAGGAGAAGUGUCUACCUGCAGCCUCA